Molecule: messenger RNA, 1090 nt
Organism: Alternaria alternata
Lineage: Eukaryota; Fungi; Ascomycota; Dothideomycetes; Pleosporales; Pleosporaceae
Exons: 1
Coding region: 335-952 (205 amino acids)
Source: RefSeq, a predicted model, not a curated record
UGGGACUUGUGCGUACGUACUGUGAUGUUGAUGUCGCGAUACUGACGAUGAUGGAAACUGAAGCGACCCUACCAGGCUAGCGCUUUGAGGCGCUUAGGCAAAUGACGUCGCACCUGCCCUACACCCUACAUCUGACGCUUGAACUACUGCUCACAUGCAGGCCCAGGCGAUCAUUCAUCCAAACGGCCCGUCUACAUCAGGCGGAACUAAUGCACCCCUCAGACUCUACGGUUCUGAUAUGCCUAGACCUACUGAUUUCUGGCGUGCUGCCUUUCACCCUUUAUAGCUGAGCUGAGCCUGUCAAACCUCAAUUCCCCCAAUGUCAGCAGUCACAAUGUCGGACCCGCCAACGGAGCCCGCGCCUCUACAGAAUAUGACAACAGAUGUCCCUACCAUCGUCGAACCAGAUGUAGACGCAGAAGAACGCGGCCGACUCAAGCGACGUAGGCAGUCGUCACAACACUCUCCACGCCGUGCAUCCUCACCAUCUCGUGGCCACGAUCGCCGCAGCGGCUCCCGAUACAGAGAGCAUCACCGCAAACACCACCGACCUUCGUCUCCGACGUCUUCUAUCUCUCCGCCGACAUCCGCUCAGAAGAAGACUAGAAGGCGCAGUGAUGCCGAGCCGGAUCAUACAUUCCGGGGGCGGGCUCGCAACAGAAGCGGUAGCAGAGGAAGGACUAGGAGUCCAUUGUUAGAAGCCGAUGAUGCUUGCGUCGAAAGCGACGAAGAUGAAAGGAGAUUCCGAAAGAGAAGUGCACCGCCCAGUCGGCACAGGGGUGAAGAGACGGAUGAGGGUGGUGCGGUUCGGCGACAGAGAAGUUAUCCGAACCUCUAUAGGGAAGACAGGAGAGACUCCAAGGGCGAAGGCGAAGGCGAAGGAAAGACGCACGCAGUGGACAUUGUGAACUUGACAGAAGCAAGCGCGGCGGUGCCCCACUUGACGGACUAGCGACUUUGAUAUGUUUGGCCUGUGUGUUGGAGAAAUGCGGCGAUUGGGAUAAGUUUACUAUGGUAGUGUAGUCUAUGUCAACUCUUAGUGUCUAGGAUUGUAGUGUAUAAUUUUGACUGGUAGUUAUCCUCCACGUCG